UUCUGAAACACUACCGGAAGCAGACCCUGCCGACCCGGACGUUGUUUUGAGUCGCGCUAAGCAAAACAUUUGAUCGAUGAGCUAAAACUGUUUUUUUCUGGGUUAAAACCUUAUUUUACAGGGUCAUGGCUCACAUCACCAUCAACCAGUACCUGCAGCAGGUUUACGAGGCCAUCGAUAACCGGGAGGGUUUGUUCUGCGCUGAGCUGCUGUCCUUCAAACACCCGCACGUCGCCAACCCCCGUCUGCAGCUCGCGAGUCCAGAAGAAAAGUGUCAGCAGCUUCUGGAGCCGCCGUACGAUGAGAUGGUCGCCGCUCACCUCAGGUGCACGUACGCUGUAUCCAACCACGACUUUGUUGAAGCCUACAAGUUCCAGACGCUUGUCGUUCAGUCCUUCCUGAGGGCCUUCCAGUCUCAUAAAGAGGAAAACUGGGCGCUGCCGGUGAUGUUCGCCGUCACAUUGGACCUCAGGAUCUUCGCCAACAACGCGGAGCAACAGUUACAGAAGAAGGGCAAAGGUCAGCCGGCCGAGAUGUUAGAGAAAGCUGCAGAACAGCUGAUGAGCUGCUUCAGAGUGUGUGCCAGCGACAAUCGAGCGGGCAUCGAUGACUCAAAGAAGUGGGGGAUGAUGUUUCUGAGCAACCAGCUCUUCAAGAUCUACUUCAAGAUCAACAAGCUGCAUCUGUGUAAACCUCUGAUCCGAGCCAUCGACAGCUCCAACCUGAAGAACGACUACAGCCCCGCUCAGAAGGUCACGUACAAGUACUACGUGGGCCGCAAGGCCAUGUUCGACAGCGACUUCAAGCCAGCCGAGGAGUUUCUGUCCUUUGCUUUCCAUCACUGUCACCGCUCGAGUCAGAAGAACAAGAGGAUGAUCCUCAUCUACCUGUUGCCCGUCAAGAUGCUGCUGGGUCACAUGCCAACUCACCAGCUGCUGAGGAAAUACGACCUCAUGCAGUUUGCCGACAUCACCAAAUCUGUGAGCGAGGGGAACCUACUGCUGCUGAACGAAGCUCUUUCCAAACACGAGACGUUCUUCAUCCGCUGCGGGAUCUUCCUCAUCCUGGAGAAGCUGAAGAUCAUCACCUACAGGAACCUCUUCAAGAAAGUAUAUCAUAAGACUAACCUGCUGCUCAAGACUCACCAGCUGCCUCGACUCCUCCUGGUUGCUCUGAAGAUGAUGCAGCUGGAGGACGUCGACCUGGACGAGGUGCAAUGUAUCCUGGCAAACCUCAUAUACAUGGGUCACAUCAAAGGCUACAUCUCCCAUCAGCACCAGAAGCUCGUGGUCAGUAAACAGAAUCCGUUCCCUCCUCUCUCCUCAGUCUCCUAGACUACGUUACCCACAAUCCCCUCUGGCUGUGUUGAAUAGUUUUUUACCUGGUGCUGUAAACAGUGAUGUGAAUAAACAGCUGCUUCGUGCGGCGUGUUGAACUCUGAUGGUG
This is a messenger RNA of Cottoperca gobio, 1446 nucleotides long. RefSeq names its product PCI domain containing 2 (gene pcid2). NCBI's taxonomy places the organism in Eukaryota, Metazoa, Chordata, Actinopteri, Perciformes, Bovichtidae. Gene Ontology annotation, molecular function: RNA binding; double-stranded DNA binding. Gene Ontology annotation, biological process: transcription elongation by RNA polymerase II; poly(A)+ mRNA export from nucleus; post-transcriptional tethering of RNA polymerase II gene DNA at nuclear periphery. Gene Ontology annotation, cellular component: transcription export complex 2. The record is from RefSeq and is a predicted model, not a curated record.